Molecule: messenger RNA, 222 nt
Organism: Fusarium venenatum
Lineage: Eukaryota; Fungi; Ascomycota; Sordariomycetes; Hypocreales; Nectriaceae
Source: RefSeq, a predicted model, not a curated record
AUGGACCAGACCAAACUUGGUCCUUCCACCAUUGGUGAUCAGGUGAUGCUGCCGUCAACUCAGAAUGAACCGAAAAAGACUGCUCAGUCCAAUUCUUUCUUUGCUAUCCAAAUCUUUUCACCUAUCUCACUACAGUCCUUUACAGUCAUUGCACAUGGACCAGGUCAACCCGAUGUCCUGGGUGACUUCCCUAGUGCCCGCCGCUCGCUCACUGUUCGCUGA